GGACCAUCCACCCAGCUGAAAUUUUAGGUGUCUUGAUUUUCCUUUUAUGCCAUCUUUCUUUCUGUCUUUGGUUUCUCUACACACUGGUAAAAUGGCUUCGGUGCAUGACAGAGCCGUACUCCAGGCUAUAUUCAACCCUACAACCCCCUUUGGAGACAUCCCUGGCUUGAACCAGGAGGAGGAAUUAAUUGAUGAUGACAGUGGCUUUGACACAGAGUUGCUGAAGCAAGUGAAAGAGUUGGAGAUGCGGGGUGUCUCGGCGGCUGAGGCUGGGGAUUUGCAAGCUGCACUUCAACUGUUCAGCCAGGCAAUCCAGAUCCUGCCUCAGCGAGCCUCAGCCUAUAACAACCGGGCACAGGCCCUACGGCUGCAGGGGAACACAGCAGGAGCUCUGCAGGACCUGAAUGAAGCCAUCUCCCUGAGCGGCGGCUGUGGACGGACCGGCUGCCAGGCGCUGGUGCAGAGAGGCCUUUUACGUAGAUUAGUUUGCCAGAAUGAUGAAGCCAGAGCAGACUUCGAGAAAGCGGCUGCGCUCGGAAAUGAGUUUGCUCGACAGCAGGCGGUCGUACUUAAUCCGUACGCAGCUCUGUGCAACCGGAUGCUGUCGGAGGUCAUCAACAAGCUGCGCAAUCCGGAAGUACCCGAAAUGGAGUAGCUAAAGCUGUUACCAAAACACCUUUUCUGUGAUGAAGUCUGUGAGAAAUAAAAUGUUUUUUUUUAUUUUUAA
Sphaeramia orbicularis (orbiculate cardinalfish) is the source of this 727-nucleotide messenger RNA. It is a transcript of the gene ttc36, whose product is annotated as tetratricopeptide repeat domain 36. The transcript is spliced from 3 exons. The coding region runs from base 47 to 655 and encodes 202 amino acids. Lineage: Eukaryota; Metazoa; Chordata; Actinopteri; Kurtiformes; Apogonidae. Gene Ontology annotation, molecular function: protein binding. The record is from RefSeq and is a predicted model, not a curated record.